This is a messenger RNA of Lolium perenne, 399 nucleotides long. Its product is annotated as GPI-anchored protein LLG1-like. The record is from RefSeq and is a predicted model, not a curated record. NCBI's taxonomy places the organism in Eukaryota, Viridiplantae, Streptophyta, Magnoliopsida, Poales, Poaceae.
AUGGGUUCCUCCGCCGCCGUCCUGCUAUGCGUCGUGCUGUCUCUGGUCGCCGCCGCGCCGCAGCCACGCUUCAUAACAAUGGAGGUACUCAAAGGCACGGCGCCGUCGACGCCCCGCAAACUCAUCGGCUUUGCCAGAGGGUUUUGCCCGGUGCCGUUCGACGAGAUGCGAGAAAUGGGCAAGAUGGGGAGCAAAUGCAGGGGGCAGGAGAUACCGAAGCCGCAGUGCUGCGCGGCGGUCAAGGACUUCGCCUGCCCCUACUCGGACCUGGUCGACGAGCUCACCAACGGCUGCAACGUUGAGCUGCUGGACAAGGCCCAAACAUUCUGCAGCGUGCCCAUAGGGUACUUCGGCUUCUGCGGGGAUUCGGAAUUCGGGAUCAGCUGCCCUCCUCGCUGA